AUGAGGGCCUCCUGGGGGACCGCUGGGCACCUCGCCAGGACCGGGUGGAGGCUCUGGGACUUGGGGCUCCGCAAGGCCCUUGCCCCACUGCAGGCCGCCUGGGUCGCCUUCUCUCAGCCUGUCCCGACUGGCCGCGGCCAGCUGCUGACCCAAGUCCUCCUGUGUGGCUGCCUGUCUGCCGCCGCCGCGGGUCUGACGCACCGCUGGCUGGUGUCCUCACUGCUCUGCCCCCUGGGACCCUCGACCACGGCGGCCACUCUCUGCGGCCUCCUGGUCUUCCUGGUCCUGGGCCUGGUGCCACCCGCGCGCUGCCUGUUCGCACUCAGCGUCCCUACCCUGAGCACGGAGCAGGGCCGCCGCCUGCUCCUGUCCUGGAGCGCCGCCACCCUGGCCGUCGCCGUGGUCCCCAACGUCCUUGCCAACGUGGGCGCGGCUGGGCAGGUGCUGAGAUGUGUCACAGAGGGCUCCCUGGAGGGCCUGCUCAACACCACUCACCAACUGCACGCGGCGUCCAGGGCCCUGGGCCGAGCGGGUGGCCAGGCCUUGACCCUACAGGCCCACGGCAACGGCUCUGUGCUCCUGCUUCACACGCUCAAGGCCACGAGGCAGGUGCUGGAGGACUUCUCUGGCCUGGAGGCCCUGGGCCGGGCGGCGGUGCUAGGGACCCAGCAGGUGGCCGCGGGGCUCUUCGUGCUGGGGCUGCUCGCAGACUCGGGCUGGUACAUCCACCGCUACCUGACUGACCUGCGGUUUGACAAUAUCUACGCCACAGGACAGCUGGUUCGGCAGCUGGCGGAGGCCCGGGCCACACAGCUGGUGGCCUCCCCGCCAGGCUGGCUGCUCUGGGCCGCCCGGCCGCGGCUGUCCCGGGGGGAGCUGCUGCGCUGUCUCCUGAGGCUGGGGCUACUCACCCUGCUCCUGGUGGCCACGGCUGUGGCGGUGGCUACCGACCACGUGGCCUUUCUCCUGGCUCAGGCAGCCGUGGACUGGGCUCAGAAACUGCCCACUGUGCCCAUCACGCUCACGGUCAAGUAUGAUGCCUCGUACACGGUCCUGGGCUUCGUCCCCUUUCUGUUCAACCAGCCGCCCCCGGAGAGCCCCUUCGUCUCUGCUCACAACUCGUUCCACUGGGAGCUCCGCCUCACCUCCGCGGGCUGCCGGCUGCUGCCCGCCCAGCGCCCCCAGGCGGCCGCGGCGCUGACUGCCGGCGCCCUGCAGCUGGCGGCCUGCGCGACCGUCCUGCUGCAGACCUACGCCUGGCGCCUGCGGCACGCCAUCGCUGCGGCCUUCUUCCCCGCCCAGGAGGCCAGGAGGGUCCGCCACCUUCACGCCCGGCUGCAGCGCAGAUGCGACAGGCACCAAGGCCAGCCGCUGCCCCUGGAGACACCCUCCUUCCCAACACCCGGGCGGGCCAGCAGCCUCCACGCAUGGGGACUCUGUCUCUCCACUGUGUCUGCGGACGCCAAGGUGGGGGCCAAGUCUGUGACGCUGCAGGACCACAGACCCACGCCAGCACGCGUCUAUCUCCAAGUUCCCGCUCCUGAUUCCUCGGAGUCCUGGGCCACCCGAGCGGCGUCAGUGAGCCCCUGCACGAAGCCGGAGAAACCUGUUCAGCUGGAGACAGCGGCCGGAGCCCCAACUUCUCGCGAGGAGAGCGUCUCCAGAUCUCCGGAGGGCACCCUUGCAGCUCGGGUAAUUCCCCCAACCCGCCACUGCCUUCGGGAUGCAGGGCGGACCCGCGCGCAUGGAGAACCACACCGAGCGCCUGAGCGCGCGAACGCGUGGAGCCCGGGCAGCAUCCCCCAGCCUCCGCUGGCUGUACAAGCGGUGACCUUGACCCUGGUGCCUCGCGCCGUGGGUGCGGCGGGCAACGCCGUGGUGGUCCUGGUGGUGCUCUGGAGCCGUCACAUGGUCACGCCCGCAGCGGACCUGCUGGUGCUCCUGGCGGCCGGAGUGCCCGCCGUAGCCGAGGCGGCGUCCGCCCGGGUUUGGGUCUUCGGCCACCCAGGCUGCCUGGGCAUCAUCUACCUGCAGUACGUGGGCAUCAACACGUCCAGGGGCUCCAUCACCGCGUUCGUGGUGGAGCGCUACCUCGCCAUCUGCCACCCGCUGCGCGCCCAAACCCUGUGCACCCUGGCGCGCGCCAAGCGCAUCGCGGCUUCGGUGCGGCUGGGCACCAGCGCCUACUGCGUGCUCUGGCUCUUCCUGGUGGACGCACACGAGACCACGCACUCCGACGGCGUGCACGUGCAGUGCGGCUACCGCGCGUGGCGCUCUUUCUACCCGCCCGUCUACUUCCUGGACUCCUCGCUCUUCUAUGCGCUGCCCCUGGGCCUGGCCAGCGUGUUCUACGUGCUCAUAGCGCGCGUCCUCUUCACGGGGCCGCUGCCUCUUGGCUCCGCUCCCCCGGGCGCUCGGGCUCUGAGGGGUAAUGACAGCACCGACCACACUGGAGUGUCCCCGGAAUGGGAUGAACCCUGUGAAGCCUGCAGCCCAUAUAAAGCCAUGUGA
Suricata suricatta (meerkat) is the source of this 2511-nucleotide messenger RNA. RefSeq names its product osteoclast stimulatory transmembrane protein (gene OCSTAMP). Gene Ontology annotation, biological process: G protein-coupled receptor signaling pathway. Gene Ontology annotation, cellular component: membrane. NCBI's taxonomy places the organism in Eukaryota, Metazoa, Chordata, Mammalia, Carnivora, Herpestidae. The record is from RefSeq and is a predicted model, not a curated record. Gene Ontology annotation, molecular function: thyrotropin-releasing hormone receptor activity.